Molecule: messenger RNA, 3051 nt
Organism: Effrenium voratum
Lineage: Eukaryota; Dinophyceae; Suessiales; Symbiodiniaceae
Source: the annotation of a GenBank genome assembly
AUGGCUGACAUGUGGACAAGGCCAAAGCCUACGAAGCGCUUGCCAGCAUACACGAAGGAGGAGAGUGAGGCGGAGAAUUUGCAGCCAGUGGAGACCCAGAAGGAUUCUGAAGAGUCUGACGCCGAGAGCUCAUCAGACACCUCGUCAGCAUCAGAGUCCUGCGACGACGUCAAGGGCAAGGGCGCAAAGAACGACGACUCCCUCUCCGAAAAGAUUGGUCAGAUGAUCGACGAGCACGAGCAGGAGCCGAAUCCGAAGGAGCCGGACGAGCAACAGGAGCCGCCGCCCAAGAAGCUGAAGCGCUCGCAUAAGUACACAAACCUGGCAGACGUGGAGCAGAACAGGCGGACAGCCUCGAAGAGCAAGGCGCAAGCCACUACCGGAGAGAGCGUCACUCCUGCACCUACUUCCGGGGAGAGCGUCGCACCUGCAAAGGCGAAGGGCAAGGUGAAGGACGAGCUGGUGACGCCAGUCAAGCCGAAAGGCAAGGCCAAGCCGAACGCGAAGGCCAAGACGGUCAAGUUUGUGGCGAGCAAGGAGAAAGGCAGCUCAAGCUCCAAGCCGGCGGAGCCAAAGGCUGGCCCGCCUCCGAAGGCCAAGGAUGACUUCCAGUGCCCGCCUUGCGCGAGCGUUACUGCCUUCAUGCUGGUUCCAAUGUGUCCUGAAGGAGCUGGUGUGAGACCUCAAGGCGCGCCAGCCACUGCGGCAAGCGGAGGCGACGUGGCCAAAGCAGCGGCAGCGGUCAAGUAUGACUACGGUUGGGCGCAGGACCACAGGUGCGCCUGGAGGCGGCGUGUCCUUGGCCCCAAGCAGCGCGGGCCACUGGAGCUUUCCCUGCCGCCAGUCUUCAAUCCUGAGGCAGAUGGCCUGGAUCCAAUCACCUGUCUAUGGCCGGACGGCUGUGCGUACACGGUCUCUCACAUCUGUCAGGAGGACCUCCAGACAAUGACGCAGAAGAACCCGGCGCCACGCGCGCCCGUCAAGGUGAAGCCCGUCAAGGUCAAGGAGGCGCCCGUCAAGGUCAAGCAGGCGCCCGCCAAAAACCCGCCGGAGAAGGAGCCCACGUCCAAGGAGGCAGAGAUCAUGAGUGGCAGCACCUUCGUGUGCAAGGAGGAGGGCAAGGAGCGCGAGGUCAAGGUGGCCCUUAAACUUCAGAAGGGGCGGAACUCGAUUAUCUCGAUGAUGGAGAAGUCGAUGGAGAAGGCGGGGUGGCAACAAACGCUACAGUUGGUAGUGGCAGCGGGCAAGCUGAGCGCGCUGCACGCUAUGAUCGUGAUGCUGGUCGUUGGCGCAGAGCACACGCUGGGGACGCUGGGGAAGGAGGAUUUGCGGAGAAGACGGGAUGAGCUAACGGAGCAGGCGGCCUCCGGCAACUUGCUUGUCUUCCUGGAAAGUGUCACUGUGCACCCGGCGUACGGCGUGCAGCCAGAUCCCAGCAUCUUGGAGAUCCUGCAGGCAGAGCAGGUGCAGACCAACAAGAUGAACCGAAACCAGAAGAUCCUUGACGAGAAGCCCGUGACUCAGCACUGCCACAUCCAAAAAGGCCUGUUCGCGCUGGUGCCGGCCAGGGCCACAAUUCAGUCAGCGCUUGUCAACGCUGGCAACGCGGGGUUGGCAGUUGGGUGCGCCAGGCUGGGGGCUGUGACAGACUCGCAGCGAAGGCUCGGCCGCCUGCGAGCAGUUUCGGACAAGGAAGCCGGCCGAGUGGAGAUCGAGACAACCCAGAGCGAGGCAAUCCCGCCAGCCCAGCCCUCGCCUCCCGUAGAGCCACCGAAGCUUGUGGAGGUGCCCAACGACGAUGAGCCUGCCAGCCACAAGAAGGAGCAGCCAAAUUUUGAGCGGGCGCGAGAGCAGUAUGCGACGCAUCACGGAGUCGACAAGGCUUUGGUCACGGAGAAGAUGAUGGAGGAGAGUGAGCCGAUCGGGAAUGCCAUGUACCGCCAGUUUGACAAGCAUCCGGCAGCGCGGGAGACAUACAAGUGGCUGUCUGAUGACUUGAAGCUGCGCUUCAGACAGACGUGGGCUUUGCAGCGCAACUUUGAGUUCAUCUCCAAGAAGCGCAUCAGGUCCAUCAGCAUGGUGACAUCGAACCAGGAGCUGGGCUCAUGGAAGAACGAGCUCCAGCUGGAGCAGUACUACGGAGGAGUCGGGAUUCCGGAGGCCCAGCGGCAGGCGAGCAACUACAUCAAGAACUGCAAGAAGUGGCCGGACAGUACCUUCACUCGCUACAACGCGUGGACCGAGGCGGACAACUUUUUGCUCGUGGAGAAGUUGGUCUCCCAGACGUCGGAGGAGGCGUGGCGGGAGGUCGCGGAGAGUGUGGACAACAGCGCCACGUACGCGUUGGAGAGCUAUCGGGCUAAGGCUUGCAGGAAGUACGCGGUGGUGCAUGGCAUCUCCUACGAGGCGGUGGACAUGGAGAAGGUGGAGAAGAGCUCGCACGGCAUCCAGGGCUGGGCGGACAUGAACGUGGUGGUUCCGGGCAUCAACGAGGGCGCGAGACACUCUGCCAACCCAGUCAUGCCGAUCGAGGGAGCUCCGCAGGAUGAGCUGGACCCACCAGGCCCCAAGGCAAAGGCGAAGGGGAAAGCGAAGGCGAAGCCAAACUCGAAGCGCGGCGGUGGCAAGGCGAAGAAGGAGGGGCCUGACACGAAGGACCUGGAGAAGGAGGCGCGGGAGUCUUUGAUGAAGGCUCAGAGAUCUCAGAGCCUGAUGGAGAACGUGUGCGGGACGGGGGCAGACAUCCCAUCUGAGUACGCAUGGACGAAGAGCUUCCUGGAGGAGUACGCGGGCUUGGCGAAGAACUUCAAGGACGCUCUGCAGCCUGACGACGGGGAAGAUCUUCUUGCUUUUGUCAACGAGCUCAAGCUCGCGGCGCUCUCCCCGGCUGCGAUGAAGACGAUCAAGAAGACAUGGGGUGACAAGUACCACAACAUGCUGACCUUGUUCAACGACCGGAUGGACGCAGUUGCCACCCGGGUCAGCAGCAUGAUGAGCGCCAUGAACACGGCCAACUCUGCACCCGCUUCGAAACGCGCGAGGAAAGUUUAG